AUGGCGUUGGUAUCCCAAUGUUACGAACUGCUACUCAAUAAUAUGGUCCCUAAAUACCCGGUGCCCCACUCCGGCCAAGGUCUGUUGUACAUGAAUGGGGAUAGAAACGCAAGCCGCAUUGGGAGCGUGGGGGGAGAUAUGACAUUUCGGAAUUAUAUUGGUCGAACCGGAGGGCUCGUUAUGCAAACCCGAUCUGAUCUAGGAUUCCUUUAUUCCUUUAUCGUAGGAGCUGAAAUUAUAAGCCAAUUAUCCAUCAACCGUCUACUUCUUCAUAACAAGACAACAUUUAGCGAUAGCUCAAGGUGGCGUUGCAGAACCCCAAGGGAUGAUGAGCGCUGCCGGUUGUCGAAAAGGGCAGCGCUAUGGGCACGGCCUGCAACGAAUAUCCACGCACUCCUUCGGGCACUCCUUCGGGUUCUGCGACUCCUGAUUAUCGCCGGGGAAAAAGGACAAAUCAUAAUUAUUCUCGUAGAGGCAACAUCCCUAGAACACGUAAGGAUAGCUGCCGUGAUCGAAAUUAGUAGGGAAGACAUCAGGAGGAAAUCGUAUGUAUGCAUAAAAUUAUCGACCGACUGUGGUCGACGGAAGAUUUCCAAAGAUUGA
Messenger RNA from Paracoccidioides lutzii Pb01, 603 nucleotides. RefSeq lists its product as hypothetical. The record is from RefSeq and is a predicted model, not a curated record. The coding region runs from base 1 to 603 and encodes 200 amino acids. The transcript has a single exon.